This is a messenger RNA of Pestalotiopsis fici W106-1, 588 nucleotides long. RefSeq lists its product as uncharacterized. The coding region runs from base 1 to 588 and encodes 195 amino acids. NCBI's taxonomy places the organism in Eukaryota, Fungi, Ascomycota, Sordariomycetes, Amphisphaeriales, Sporocadaceae. The transcript has a single exon. The record is from RefSeq and is a predicted model, not a curated record.
AUGUGCAAGAACUAUUGGAAUGCAGACGCAUGCCGGCGAUGCGGUUUCGUGUCCAACGUCGUGGCGCCGGGCAAGACCGAUCCCUUCACCGGGCAGAUCAACACGUCGGGGUUCAUGUGCCUAAAAGCUCAGGAGCGCAAUGUGGAGAGGAACAGGCAUACCCAGCACCUGGACAAGCCUCUAAGAGCCUCCAAUAUUGCCAGGUGCAAGAUGCGGCAGCUUUGUCGCGAUGGUGGCCCGGGGCUUGAUGGCGCCAAAGACAAGGACGGCGACCAAGAAGAGGCUGGGGGCGAGGGAAAGCAAGAAAACAAUGGCUCAGAGGGAGACGACAUCAUGUUGAUAUACAUGUGGAAGUUUUGCACUCUAGGUUGCAAACGGCAGCACGCAGCCCACAUGUGCAAGUGGACUUCGCCGCUGGGCUGGUGCACCGGGGCAGGAGACAGUGAACGCGACGAGAAAGAUGAAGCAGGACAGGCCGCCGAGCCGGUGAGUAACCUACCAUUGGCUCCUUAUCAACGCCCGUUGGCCUCUCCUGUGCUGCAAAUGGUCAUGAAGAAGAAUCUACAGGCCAAGGCGCGCAAGCUCUGA